Micropterus dolomieu (smallmouth bass) is the source of this 4330-nucleotide messenger RNA. RefSeq names its product paxillin-like. Gene Ontology annotation, cellular component: filamentous actin; adherens junction; Z disc. Gene Ontology annotation, molecular function: muscle alpha-actinin binding; actin binding. Bases 955 to 2421 code for a protein of 488 amino acids. Gene Ontology annotation, biological process: actin cytoskeleton organization; substrate adhesion-dependent cell spreading; transforming growth factor beta receptor signaling pathway. Lineage: Eukaryota; Metazoa; Chordata; Actinopteri; Centrarchiformes; Centrarchidae. The record is from RefSeq and is a predicted model, not a curated record. The transcript has 7 exons.
GCUGCAGACUCCCAAUAUGGACAGAGUCUCUGCAUCCGGACAUGUAUGCAUCUCCUCUCCUGCUUGACACAAGAUGGGCUUGUUUUGCUCACAUGUUGCCUUGUUUUUUUUACCCUUGCUUAUGAGACUGAUGCUUCUGGCCUCCGCUUCGAGGGUUUUUCCUCACAGGUCUUUUUGAAAAGCUGAUACACGACACCAGAUAUCUAUGUCCUAGUUUGCUCACAAGCAUGCACCGCGCUAUUUUAACACAGUAAGACAAGGAUUUUUAUAUUCACGUCGCCAAUCGCCUGAAAAUCUAAAUAACACUUUUUUUAAUCUUUUAAUUAAACGCAUAGUCUGUCAAGGUCAAUCUGAUCAAAAAGUCGCACUGUCAAGUCUCAUUGGUGGUGACAAUGUGCUUUAAUUUUGUCCAGUCCAGUAUUAGACUGGGCAGAAACUAGACAGAACAACACAGUGUUACUUUUGAGCUUUGCAAAAAUAACUGAUGACAAAAGAAGGAAUAGAAACCAUCUUAGAAAGGGAGUAACUCUUUCUAAUCAGGAGUUUUCUUUCUUUGAUACUACACUUACAAGUAACUCACUGAUUGGCGGUACCAGCGCUCAGCAUGUACACCACAUUCCUCCUUACCUAAUGCCCCCCUUUUUGUGAAGGAGCCUAAUGCGACCUGCACUGUGAAAUUUGGUGUUGUUGCCUGAGAGACUGGGAUUUGAAGGCAUCUGACGUAAGCAUGCAAGAAGUGCAUGAAGUGUGACUCUAAGCCCACUGACUACUGCAUCCUGGCCUGUCAGGGAUUUAAUAAAUCAUAACUUAUUGACUCACCUGCUGCCCUUGAACUCUGCUGUAACGGCCUCACCUGCGUUAUGUUUGGUGUGGACGUAUGAUAAGGUGCUCACCAUUCCCCCUUAGAUAAAAUCAGUGAUUAGACGCACCAAGGAGACUCCCAACGUGCACCCCAUGUACCGAGACGGUCACCUGCGCAGGAAGAUGGGACCCAUCAUUGUAAACAAGAACACUUCUCAGGACCGCCUCAUAGAGGAGCUUCAGGGCAAGUUCGGGAUCGGCCGCUCAGAUCGGCGACGUAAACAGUCUGAUGACUGGCUGACAGAGGGUGUAAUCGUCUCAUCCAAACCCCAGCGUUUCCGCCCUGAUGGAGUCGGCAGUGAGGUGGAAAAGAUCAUAAUUCCCCCAGAGUCUCCUGUCCCUGUGAGGAAGGUGCUCCCACCUCUCUCUCCCCCCGCCCCUCGUCGCCCUCCUAUUGUAGAAGAACCUAAGCGACCACUCCCAGCACAGCAGCCCCCUGUCCCUAUACCACCACCGCCACCUCCUCCCCUUCCUCCUCCCUCUAGCCCUCCACAACCUCCACACAUCCAGGAACCAGUUCCCGCUGCACCUCUGCGGAUUAUAAAAGCCUCACCUCCACCUGCCCCAAUUCAGGAACCUCCUGCCCCCAAACCAAAGCCCCCUCCUCAUGUUCUUAAUACCCCACUCCGACCUCCACCAGUGGAGCCAGUGACACCAAUUGCACCCAAAGUCCUGGUGUCUGUAGGCUGCCAAACAGAGUAUGACCCAGUCUUCUCUCCAAUGCAGAUUAUGGCCCAAGGAAAGGGCGGCGUUCCCGGUGGGCCUCCAACUCAGGUCAACAAGCUGGACAACAUGCUUGGCAGCCUGCAGUCUGACCUUAACAAACUGGGGGUGCAGACGGUAGCGAAAGGAGUUUGCGGUGCCUGCUGUAAGCCAAUUGUGGGACAGGUGGUGACCGCCAUGGGCCGCACAUGGCACCCUGAACACUUUGUGUGCACACACUGUCAAGAGGAGAUCGGCUCCAGGAACUUCUUCGAGCGUGACGGACAGCCGUACUGUGAGACGGAUUACCACAACCUGUUCUCCCCACGGUGCUACUACUGCAACGGGCCCAUACUGGACAAAGUAGUGACGGCGCUGGAAAGGACGUGGCAUCCUGAGCACUUCUUCUGCGCUCAGUGUGGAUCCUUCUUUGGCCCAGAGGGUUUUCAUGAAAAGGAUGGAAAAGCGUAUUGCAGGAAGGAUUACUUUGACAUGUUUGCACCAAAAUGUGGCGGCUGUGCCAGAGCCAUUUUGGAGAACUACAUCUCUGCACUGAACAGCCUUUGGCAUCCUGAGUGUUUUGUUUGCAGGGAGUGCUUCACCCCGUUUGUGAAUGGGAGUUUCUUUGAGCACGACGGCCAGCCCUACUGUGAAGUGCACUACCACGAGCGCCGCGGCUCCCUCUGCUCCGGCUGUCAGAAGCCCAUCACGGGACGCUGUAUCACCGCCAUGUCCAAGAAGUUCCACCCGGAGCACUUUGUCUGCGCCUUCUGCCUGAAACAGCUCAACAAAGGCACCUUCAAAGAACAAAACGACAAACCUUACUGCCAUGGCUGCUUCAUCAAGCUGUUCAGUUAGGGAGCAUUUAACACUACUACGUAUGGGUCAGGGUUUAGAUAAGUGUCUAAAGCGUCUUCACCACGGGUAGGGUGGGAAUGGGAUUAAUUGUGUUUGUGUCAAAGAAGGUUGUCUGUAUUCUGAUGGUGACAUUGGAAAGUGUGUAUGGAUUAGGUAUGUGCAUGUGGUCGAAGCCGCAUACAGCCAGACUGAAAUAUUUUCAACUUGUCGUUCAGAAAUUCUGAAAAACGUCCCCGUGACAACUAUGCAUUUUUGAAGCUCUUCUAGGUUUUGAGUGGGUCAAUAGGUGCAAGUGUGACAAAGAUAUAGUGAACUGUCGAAGGACAAUGAAAAUCUUGAGUUGACGACAUUUAAAGGUGACGUUACAAGAGUGUUUUUUUUUAAUCCCCUGAGCUGCCCUCCUUGUGUUUUCAAGUCCUUUUAUUUUGGUAGAUGAUGCUGAAAUCUUACUGAACACUGUAGAAAUCCAUGCAAUAGUCUGACAUUGUUGCUCACUGGUUGAGCGUCAUUUUCAGAAACUGUAAAAACUCUGAAAACAAUAGCAGGGAGCAGGUGAAUUGUUUUUUUUAAUAUUACAGUAUAAACCAACAGAUAAGGGUAAAAGGCUUCAAGGUGCAUGGUAUAGAGUUAGACAGAGCACAUGGAUAAACCCAUGAUAGGCUGUUCGCAAUUAUUUUGUAUGUGUGAAAUUGAUUGUAGUGUCUAUAGGCUUUUACAGACGCAAUCACUAAUUCAGCCUAAGAAAACCCCUGCAUAUAAAGAUUUUAAUGGAGAAAGUUGUUUUAUAAAUGAAGCAAGAAUGCAAUUAAUCAGUUUAAAACAGCUUCCAAAAUCAAAGAGUCUGAAUCACACCUUUUUUUUUUGUUGUUGUUGUUGCCAAAGGCAAACCGUGCAUGGAUGAACAUUUUUACUGUGAUAUUUCAAUGAAGAAAUUAAAUAUGGAGGCAUCCACCAGUAGUUGCAGUAUGUUUAAACACACCUCACUGUGCUGCCAAAUCAUUCCUUGACUUUUCACAGAAGAAAAGAGAAAACGGUUUCUUGCUAGUUGUCUCAGACGGUGAAGUGGAAUCACGCAAAGAUAUUGGGAGUGUACGGAGCAUCUCUUAGGAGUGCAUCCUUUUUUCUUUUUUUUUUUGUAAAUAUCCAAUGCAGCUACAUUGUGAGCAAAGCACUGUCACGUGUACAUGUGUUUUAACAACCACUUAUUCGAAGAGGGAGAGGGCUGGUGGGAGGGCAUAGCAGAGAUACUUUGGUAUUUUUGGUGCCAUUACUGUAUUGAAAAGCUGAUGAAUGUUCACGGUUUUGAAAGAAAAUAAAUCUGCCUGUGAUAUUCAACUAACUAUGCAACUUUGGAUUAACAACUUCUAAAGCAACAGGCUGUCUGUGCCAUUGUAUCAGUGCCACGUCUAAUAUCACUGGUAAAUUCAACUAAAUACUGAUGACAGGUCAAUAGUUACGUGUUCAUAUAAUUAGACUGUGAGUCCGCUGAGAAAUGUAGGCUGUUACAAUGAGAGCCUGGUGGUCUGUUAGAAUAACUCGUAGGGCUAAGAUGACCUAUUUCCUUCAGCAUCUGGGUAGCGACCACCAGGUUGGGUCUGUAUGUGGUUAAUCAUGACAUGCAGCAGAUAUAUGUCAGGCCUUUUGUCUUGUUCAGGGAAUUCUAGAGCCUUAAAUCCUUUUCCACCCUAUUUAAGAUAUCAUGUAACGGCUUGUCUUUUCGAAUCAGUUUAGUAGAGUGUUAUUUAACCAAAGCCAUACCUUCUUUGAAUUGUUUUUCUUUUUGUGUGUUUGUGUGUCUGUUGACUGUUUUCUUUUCUUUUCACUUUGAAUGUCAAUAGAGUCAUGAUGAAUAGUGAGAUUCCUCACCUCGAGUCUGAUUACGCAAAUAAAUUCUGUUUUGGUUAUCAAA